Molecule: messenger RNA, 2570 nt
Organism: Rhododendron vialii
Lineage: Eukaryota; Viridiplantae; Streptophyta; Magnoliopsida; Ericales; Ericaceae
Exons: 1
Coding region: 412-2397 (661 amino acids)
Source: RefSeq, a predicted model, not a curated record
CGCCGAACGGGCACCGCUUGAAACCCAUAAGUAACAAAGCAUAGAUAACGUAGCAGAUAUACACGACCUCUUCGCAAUUGAUAAGCUCACCUGUUAUUUCGUUUACGGCGCGUUUGGAUGGUGGAUAGACCUUUGGCUUAAUACUCCACUGAACCCCACAAGCAUAGUUGUGGCUUUUGGCUAAAGACAAACGGCAAUAUUCUCAUCUCAUCCUCCCUCAACCAUCAUCACACUCUCUCUCUCUUCAUCCACAUAUCCGUAUCUCUCCCCAGUCCACAACCACAACCCACAGUCCAAGACUCCAAGCAAAUCACAGCUAACUUUAUCAAUCAUACAGUAAACUCCCUCGGCAUUUUCUGCCCUUUAUCGACACCACCAUUUUUCCUGCUGCUUGAUGGCCAAAACACCGCAAUGAAAAUCACAUCGAAAUCAAUCCUCAGCCCCAACCGCCACCCACGCGACUCCACCACCCCUAUGUCUCUCCCACCAUCCCUCAGCCGCCGCCUCAAAACUAACAGAAGCCUCAGAGGCGCGCAAUCCCCCAUGUUCCCCACCGCAGGGAAAAAACCCCGCUCCGCCUUCGACAACCCCGAGCCUUCCUCUCCCAAAGUCACCUGCAUCGGCCAAGUCCGAGUCAAAACCAAGAAAAAACAGGGGAGCAAGAAGCAGAGUAUUAAAACCGGGGAAGUGAGUUUUCGCAAAACCGAAGGGAAUGUGAACCCUAAUCAGAAGUGGGUUCAUCUCCCUUUAACGAUUUGUGAAGCCUUAAGAGGGUUUGGGGCUGAAUUCAGCUGCUUGUUUCCGUGCCGCCCAUCUUGCUUCUCGAUGGGUGGCACAGGACCGAGAGAAAAAGAAGGGAGAGUGAAUGAAGGGAAUGGUGGGGAUUCUUCGUGUGUGGCGGUGUUCGGGAGGUGGUUGGUGGGGGUGCAGGGGAGGGAGAUAGAGUUGGUGGUGGGUGGAGAGGGUGAGGAGAGAGAAGCAGAGGGAGGAGAGAGAGAGAUUGAGGAUGGGAGGUGCGGAGUGAGUGAGGAGUGUGGUGUGGAGAUAGAAGAGGAAAGGAGAGUGAGUAUUUGUGUGCCCCCAAAGAAUGCUCUUUUGUUGAUGAGGUGCAGAUCUGAUCCUAUUAGGGUUUCGGCACUUGUUAAUCGGUUCUGGGAGUCACCUAUACGUAGUGCUGAAGAAGUAGAAGAAGAAGAAGAAGAGGACGAGGAUGAAGGAGAUGAAGAAGUGGGUGGUCCAGAUGGAGAAAGAUCAACGGAGGAUAAAAAGGUUGAAGCUUUUGGCACAUUGGUUUCUGCUGAAGAGGAAAAGGAAGAAAACCCAGAAGCAAAAGCACAUGAUUUGGUUAUGGAGGGACAAGAAGAAGCUGAAGAGAGAGAGAACCCAGAAGGAGAGGUACAAGAUUCAGCUGUGGAGGUGCAAGAAGAAGCAGAAGGGAGAGAAAGCCCAGAAGGAGAGGUACAUUUGGUAAUGGAGGUGCAAGAAGAAGCUGAAGAGGGAGAAAACCCAGAAGAGAAUUUGGAAAUUAGUGAGGAAAUUGAAGAAGAAGGAUAUGAAGAAAAUGAUGAAUUAGAGCCAGUAGUAGUUCAAGAGGUUAAGGUUUCAUCGGAGGCAGAGGAAAAUGAGGUGAGCUGCUCUGUUUUUGAAGCUUUUUCAGAUUUGCAGACAUUAGGAAAUGAAGAAAAUGUGGAAAACCCAGUUGAAGAUUGUCAGUCUAGGGAGGUUCAGAGUGAAGAAAUCAGGUCUCCGGAUGAGGACUUGUUCUUGGGACUUCAGGAGAUGUUUUUCGAAGAAGAAGAGGCUGAAAAGAUUGAAGAAACAGAGGAGGUGUCAAUGGGAGAGAAAGAGACCCAAUUGGAAGAAGAGAGAGAGGAAGGGACCCAGUCAGACGAAACCCUGAUAGAAUCAGAAGCCAGAGAAAGAGAAGGAAAUGGGAAUCCAGAGAGAGAAGGAGAGGUGAAGAAAGAACAAGAAAACAGAGGAGAGAGAAGCUCAUUGUUGCCGGAGUGUUUACUACUGAUGAUGUGUGAGCCGAAGCUAUCAAUGGAGGUUUCAAAGGAAACGUGGGUAUGCGGUGGGGAUUUUAUCAGGUGGCAACCGGAGAGAAGAAAGGUCAAGAGAACCGACGGCUGCGAUGGGCCCAGAAGGAGGGUCAGCAUUGACUCGACCGCGGGGCCGGCCUCGGCGGUGUCGAUGGCGGCAUUGAUAGAGCAGAAGCUGGUGAACGCGGUGGCGUACGAGCCGUUCGUGCUGACGCGGUGCAAGUCAGAGCCGAUGAGGACGGCGGCAGCUAAGUUGGCCCCGGAGACCUGUUUUUGGAAGAAUAGGAAGCUUGAGCGGCUUGAGCCUCACCGCCGAGCCACAUUUGGAGUCGGCGCGGCUGGGGUUGGGUUCUGAGCCAAGGUGGUAGAAAGGAAUUCUACUGUUUGGAUUGUUGUAUGAGUAGAUAUUUCUUAGGAACAUCUUUAUGGGUAGAUUUUAAUGUUGCAAUGCAUAGUGCAUGUUUGUUCUCCUUUAGUUGAUACUAGUUUCAGAAGUUAAAAGAGGUUAGUAAGUUAAAAGUUUUAUUU